UUUUCAUUCUAUUUUUUUUUUUUUUUUUAGAAUUAAAUUCUUGUAAAGGAAUAUAAAAUGUGUUUUAUUCAUCCUACGGCUAUAGUUCAUUUUAAAGCCAAUAUAGAUAAUAAUGUUAUAAUUGGUCCUUAUUCAAUUGUAGGAGAAAAUGUCACAAUUCGCUCUAAUACAACAAUUGGCGCACAUGUUAUAAUUGAUGGUAAUACAUAUAUUGGUCAUAAUAAUAAAAUAUAUUUUGGAUCAUCAAUUGGUUUAGAACCUCAAGAUUUAAAAUAUGAUGGUAAAUCAAUGGGAUUAACAAAAAUUGGUGAUAAUAAUACAAUUAGAGAAUAUGCAACUAUACAUAGACCUACCAAUGAAAAUGAGAUAACCGAAAUAAAAAAUAACAAUCUAUUAAUGGCCUAUGUUCAUGUUGCUCAUAAUUGUCAAAUAGAUAAUAAUGUUAUAAUUGCAAAUGCUGUCUCAUUAGCUGGACAUGUAAAAAUCAAUUAUAAAGUAGUUAUUGGUGGUUUAUCUGGCGUACAUCAAUUUGUAGAAAUAGGUAGUUUCGCAAUGAUUGGAGGAAUGAGUAGGAUUAUAAAAAAUGUUCCUCCAUUUGUAGUAGCAGAAGGAAAUCCGGCACUAGUUAGAUCUCUCAAUAUUGUUGGAUUAAAACGUGCAAAUAUUUAUGCGAAUAAAGAGUAUACAUAUAUUCAAAAUGUAUAUAACACAUUAUAUAAAUCAGGAUUAUAUUUUAAUGAUGCACUAGAAAAAAUAAAACAAUUUGCAAAUGAGAAUGAAUAUGCAAAUAUAUUUUAUAGUUUUUUAUUAAAUUCUAUUGAAAAUGAAUCCAAUAAGAUAAGAGGUUUAACACCUUUUCAUAUAAAAAAUAAAUUUUAACAUAUAUAAUUAUAAUAAUUAACAUUAAAUUUAAUAAAUUGAUGAGGAUUUAA
Galdieria sulphuraria is the source of this 932-nucleotide messenger RNA. Its product is annotated as [pt] acyl-[ACP]-UDP-N-acetylglucosamine O-acyltransferase. Bases 58 to 879 code for a protein of 273 amino acids. Gene Ontology annotation, molecular function: acyl-[acyl-carrier-protein]-UDP-N-acetylglucosamine O-acyltransferase activity. Lineage: Eukaryota; Rhodophyta; Bangiophyceae; Galdieriales; Galdieriaceae. The transcript has a single exon. Gene Ontology annotation, biological process: lipid biosynthetic process. The record is from RefSeq and is a predicted model, not a curated record.